AUGGGCGACGAACCAAAAGAUUCACAAUUCAACAUCGUCACAGUCAAGCCACUGCACCCUACAUUUGCAGCGGAAAUCAGCAACGUGGACUUUUCAAAGCCAUUAUCAGAAGAAGUAUUCCAAGAAAUCCACAAAGCAGUCACCAAGUAUGGAGUUGUUGUGUUUCGACGUACUUGUCUAAACGACGAUAGCCAUGUUGCGUUUGCCGAACGAUUUGGCGAACUAGACGACAUUACCCCAUACAUUGCAGCGGGCCGGAAGCAUCGGUUGAAGCAUGUUCAGCUAUUCGAUGUUAGCAAUGUCGAUAUUGAUGGGAAUAUCCUUGAUCCCAACUCGCCUCGAGGCCAAGCGAACAAGGGAAACGAACUGUUUCACGUGGAUUCCAGCUUCAACCCACGGCGCGCCGGAUACUCGCUAUUACUUGCCCACGAACUGCCACCGGCUGGAUUAGGCGGACACACAGCAUUCGCCGACACACGUACUGCCUUUACCGACCUGCCCGAGCCGUUAAAGCAGGAGCUUCGCGAAAAGAAUUACAUUGCUGCCCAUUCCAUGCACCAUUCCCGGAAACUCGCUGCUCCGGAAUAUUUUGCUGACCUGGAACCACUCGACCACCAACCCAUGGGCCGGCAUCAGCUACUACAGGUACACGAAGCCUCUGGCCGGGAGAAUCUCUACAUCGCAGCCCACGUGCACCAUAUCGAAGGCAUGAGCGCCGAAAGGUCGCAGGAACUACGAGACAAGCUUUUUGCGCAUGCCACUCAAGAAAAAUACACGGUGGAAAUUCACUGGAAUCAGCCGGGGGAUUUGGUGAUUUGGGAUAAUACGUGUACUAUGCAUCGCGCUGUCGGGGGUCCGUUUGUUUCGAUGCAUAGGCGAGAUAUGCGUAGGGCGACUGUGCAUGAUUCUAGUUCGCAGGCUUGGGGGUUGAAUGAGCAUACGGAUGAAAGGGUUGGUCUUCCCUAG
Molecule: messenger RNA, 966 nt
Organism: Talaromyces rugulosus
Lineage: Eukaryota; Fungi; Ascomycota; Eurotiomycetes; Eurotiales; Trichocomaceae
Exons: 3
Coding region: 1-966 (321 amino acids)
Molecular function (GO): oxidoreductase activity
Source: RefSeq, a predicted model, not a curated record